This is a messenger RNA of Desarmillaria tabescens, 1943 nucleotides long. Its product is annotated as Fungalysin metallopeptidase-domain-containing protein. Lineage: Eukaryota; Fungi; Basidiomycota; Agaricomycetes; Agaricales; Physalacriaceae. The transcript is spliced from 11 exons. The coding region runs from base 152 to 1921 and encodes 589 amino acids. Gene Ontology annotation, molecular function: metalloendopeptidase activity; zinc ion binding. The record is from RefSeq and is a predicted model, not a curated record.
UCUCUGUAGAGUUCCGUGUUAUACAGCGGAUGUACCAAUACACCGGACAUAUCUCCCUUUCGCACAGUGAAAAAUGGCUCAUCUCUAUAUAAACCACUUCAGGCUCUAGCAUUCUACUCACAAGGACUUUCCACGUCUUUCUUAACUGACCAUGCGCGCAUUCCAAAGAGAGCUAUUCUCCUCUGUACUGCUUGCGCUCCUCUUUGCCAACGUCUCGUACGCUGCACCUUGGCCAACCUCCUCCAAACACUCCACUCACCAACGGAGGACCAUCGGACGCGACUUGACAAUCGAUACGUACCAUCCCGCAUCGACCUUCAAGACUUAUGGAGAAGGGAAAGCCAUCUCGUCUUUCGCUAGUGGGAACCUGGAGACAUCCGCCGUCUCCUUCAUUGCCUCAGAGCUCGGCGUCGAUGCCUCCACUAUCUCCUUCAACUCUGGUCACUCUGCUGAGAACGAUGUGAGCUACGCCUAUGCGAAGCAAUACCAUGACGGUGUUCCCUUUGCCAAUGCCGUCGCCAACGUUGCGUUCAAGAACGGCAACGCUGUCUCGUUCGGUUCCUCAUUCGUCGACACACCGAAAAUCGCCUCCUCCCAGCCAUCCAUAGAGCUAGACUCGAUCAUCAGCAAAGUCGAGGACGCUCUCUCCGGCACCUACAACGACAUAAACUCCCUCGAAUACCUCGUCCUCUCAGACGGAUCCGUAGCUCUCACCCACGUAGUCCAAGUCCUCAACGCCGACGCCAACACCGGCUACGAAGCCUUCGUCGAUGCCCACUCCGGCGACAUCAUCGCACUCACCGACUUCUCUUCCCAGGCUGCGUACGCCGUCGUACCAAUAACCGAAGCAUCCGUCGCAGAAGGCGAACAACUCCUCAUCAACCCUGAGAACCCUUCUUCUUCUCCUCAAGGCUGGGUACAGAAUGGAGAAACCGCCGGCAACAACGCCAUCUCCUACAAAGGAGUACUCCUCACCACUACCCAGCAAUCCUCACCCAACAUAUUCAGUUACCGCUACAACACAGCCAUCGACCCUCUCCUAGGCGGAAACGUCGACGCCGCUCGUACCAACGCCUUCUAUAUCAUCAACAGAGUCCACGACUUCCUCUACCAAUACGGCUUCACCGAGGCCACCUACAACUUCCAGCAAGACAACUUCGGUAAAGGCGGACAAGGCGGAGACCGCGUCCAAAUAUCCGUUCAAGAUGUCUCCGAUGUCAACAACGCGGAGUUCCUCACCCUUCCCGACGGUCAGUCAGGGCUUUGCAGCAUGUACAUUUGGACGAAUGCGAUUCCCAGUCGCGACGGGUCUCUAGAAAACGAUAUCCUCGUCCACGAAAUGACCCAUGGGCUUACGAAUCGCCUGACUGGGGGCGGAACAGCCAGGUGCUUGCAGACGCUCGAAUCCGCUGGAUUAGGGGAAGGAUGGUCCGAUGCUAUGGCAGAAUGGACAGAACAAACGAGCAGCACUGUUUCCGACUACGUUCUCGGAGUCUGGGUAUCAAACAACCCUCGUGGCAUUCGCCACUAUCCCUACUCCACGAACCCCAACACGAACCCACUCCGAUAUUCUUCCCUCAAUGCGCUUUUUGAAGUUCACGAUAUCGGUGAGGUAUGGGCUAACAUGCUACACAACGUAUACGCCGCCCUGGUACAAGCCUUCGGAUGGUCCUCGACAGCGAUGGAUGAUGCUACCGGGAACGCAGGAAAUGUAGUUUACCUCCACCUCUUCGUCGACGCGUUAUCGCUCCAGCCAUGCAACCCUACCUUCGUGCAAGCCAGAGACGCGUGGAUCCAGGCUGAUGUGAACCGUUAUAAUGGAGCCAAUGCUUGUCUCCUCUGGAAUGCUUUCGCGAGUCGUGGUUUGGGAGUGUCUGCGGCCAACCAUCUCGACGAUGCUACUGUUCCCGCUGGGUGCUAAACAGGAGGACAUCGUGCUCGGA